Messenger RNA from Dreissena polymorpha, 4960 nucleotides. Its product is annotated as lon protease homolog, mitochondrial-like. Bases 42 to 3119 code for a protein of 1025 amino acids. The record is from RefSeq and is a predicted model, not a curated record. Gene Ontology annotation, biological process: chaperone-mediated protein complex assembly; mitochondrion organization; protein catabolic process. Gene Ontology annotation, molecular function: ATP hydrolysis activity; ATP-dependent peptidase activity; single-stranded DNA binding. The transcript is spliced from 23 exons. Lineage: Eukaryota; Metazoa; Mollusca; Bivalvia; Myida; Dreissenidae. Gene Ontology annotation, cellular component: mitochondrial matrix.
ACCGUCUUGUCUAAAAGCGUUUUUUAACACGGAAAGUCAAAAUGGCGACAUACAUUCGGGCAUGUCAGUUUCGCAAGCAAAUUCAGAAUUUUAAGUGUUUUCACAAUGCCGAUAGACGGUUGCUGGUAAAUUCAAGUGCUUUAAGAGACCAUAAUUAUACAUGUCAUUCUUGCUUACAAACUUCGAAUAGGACUGAUUUGUUGCAAAUAAAACAUCCGGAAAGGUUGUUGCGUCAGUUUCAUAACCGAUCAAGAACGUUAACUUCAACCUUUUCGAGAAAAGAUCCCACAACAAAUGUUUAUCAAAAUAAUUUAUUCGCAAGAUUUCACAAUGGGAGGAUACCAUUCAACGAGACACGGGUCUUCUAUAGUUCAAGGGCAGCAUCUGCUGACAGCCCUGGGUCUGAUGGGGAUGGGGAUGACAAAGGGGACAGCAAACCAGAUGACACACCCACAGAACAGGAGGGGGUAGAGGUGCAGACGUCUGUCACCUACCCAAUGUCAGCACUCACUACCACUACUAUACCAGACUACUUUCCAAACAUACCUGUCAUUGCAAUCAACAGAAACCCAGUGUUCCCAAGAUUUGUAAAGCUGAUUGAGGUAAAUGACAAAAAGCUUGUCGAUCUGAUCAAGCGCAAAGUAAAGCUGAACCUGCCUUAUGCUGGAAUAUUUCUAAAGACCAAUGACAGCCAUGACAAAGACGUGGUGGAGAGUCUUUCAGAUUUGCACAAGGUGGGUAUGUUUGUGCAGAUCAAGGAGAUGAGGGAGCUGCAGGACCGGCUCCAGAUGUGGGUGGAGGGGCACCGCAGGAUAUCUAUAGUUCGACAACUACCAGAAGAGGUGGAGCUGCAAAAUGAUAUGGCUGCUCUCACCAAUCACCUAGGUGAGCAGAUCUCUAAGAAGAAGGGAGCACGCAAGUCUCGCAAAGAGCGCAGGCUGGAAAAGGUCAAUGGUGGCAAUGGUGGACAUGUUGACGUGCAGCCAGAAGCAGCUGCAGGCAUGACAGAGGAGUCCUCAGCCAGGGAGGGCAUGCUGAACACUACCAUCAUGUCUGAUGUGCUGAUGGUGGAAACAGAAAACACUCCAGAUGAACCAUUUACAUCUGAUAUGAAACUGAAGGCUUUGACAGCAGAGGUGGUGAAGACAAUCAAAGACAUCAUGGCUCUCAAUCCUCUAUACAGGGAACAUCUAUAUCACAUCAUCCAGGGCCAGAGAGUGCUGGACAACCCAGUGUUUAUAUGUGACGUUGGUGCGGCGGUGACCACAGCAGAUCCUGAGCAGAUACAGCAAGUCAUUGAAGAGACGAAUAUCCCUGCGAGACUGGAGCUGGUGCUGUCCUUGCUGAAGAAGGAGUUUGAGCUCAGUAAACUGCAGAAGAAGAUUGGACAGGAGGUAGAGGAGAAGGUUAAAAAGCAGCAUCGUGAGUACAUCCUGCGAGAGCAGCUCAAGAUCAUCAAGAAGGAGCUGGGCAUAGAGAAGGAUGACAAGGACGCCAUCGAGGAGAAGUUCAGGGACAGGCUCAAGGGCCUGGUUGUACCGGAGCAUGUAAAGACUGUGAUUGAUGAGGAACUGAACAAGCUUGGCACCCUUGACAACCACUCGUCUGAGUUCAGUGUGACGCGUAACUACCUAGACUGGCUGACAUGCCUGCCGUGGGGCAAGUACAGCAGUGAGAACCUGGACCUGGCGCGUGCCACUCAGAUACUGGAGGAGGACCACUAUGGCAUGGAGGACGUGAAGAAGAGGAUCCUGGAGUUCAUAGCUGUGAGCCAGCUGAAAGGUUCCACCCAGGGCAAGAUCCUGUGUUUCCAUGGACCUCCAGGCGUGGGGAAAACCAGCAUAGCCCGCUCCAUAGCCAGGGCUCUCAACAGACAGUAUUUCAGGUUCAGUGUUGGUGGCAUGUCAGAUGUAGCUGAGAUCAAGGGACACAGGCGUACGUAUGUGGGAGCCAUGCCUGGAAAGAUGAUACAGUGCCUCAAGAAGACCAAGACAGAGAAUCCCUUGGUGCUCAUAGAUGAGGUGGACAAGAUGUCAAGAGGCCACCAAGGGGACCCGGCAUCUGCCCUGCUAGAGCUGCUGGACCCGGAACAGAAUGCCAACUUCCUGGACCACUACCUUGACGUGAACAUGGAUCUCUCCAAGGUGCUGUUUAUCUGCACUGCCAAUGUGGUGGACAUGAUUCCUGAGCCUCUCAAGGACCGCAUGGAGCUUAUAGACGUGUCAGGCUAUGUGGCAGAGGAGAAACUGGCCAUAGCAGAGAAGUACUUGUUGCCCCAGGCGCGGGAGCACUCGGGCGUUAAGCCUGAGCAGGUGCACCUGGCCAAGGAGGCCUUGACUGAGCUCAUCAAGAGCUACUGUCGGGAGAGCGGUGUACGCAACCUUCAGAAACAUGUGGAAAAGAUUCUACGUAAGGCUGCUCUGAAGAUCGUGUCAGAGGGUGUGGAGAGGGUGGAGGUGACUCCUAGCAACCUGUAUGACUUUGUGGGCAUCCCCAAAUUCACCCGGGAGAGAAUGUACGACGUUAACCCACCUGGGGUGGUCACAGGCUUGGCAUGGACAGCUUUUGGAGGAUCCACGUUGUACAUUGAGACCGUGGUGAAGAAGGCCCUUGACCUAGAUACAGACUCCAAGGAGAAGGGCGACCUGCAGGUCACUGGUAACCUAGGAGACGUGAUAAAGGAGAGUGUCCAGCUGGCGUACACAUACUCUAAGCUGUUCCUGAGACGUGUUGACGAUAGCAGCCAGUUUCUGGAGAAAGCACAUAUACAUCUCCACCUCCCAGAGGGUGCCACUCCCAAGGACGGGCCAAGUGCUGGGUGUGCCAUUGUAACUGCCCUCCUGUCUCUGGCCUUGAACAAAUCCACCCGCCAAAAUGUGGCAAUGACAGGAGAAAUCUCACUCACGGGCAAAGUGCUCCCUAUUGGGGGAGUGAAAGAAAAAGUUAUUGCUGCUCGCAGGUCAGGCAUGGAGUGUGUGAUCCUGCCAGAAGACAACCGCAAGGACUUCUCAGAUCUGCCUGACUACAUUGUUAAAGACCUGGAGGUGCACUUCGCAGCACACUACUCGGAUGUCUUUUCUGUCAUGUUCCCAGACAUUCAGUUUAAAUCCUCUAGCUGAAAUUAAGCUAACAAUUUAGCAUGGGUGUCUAACCAACCGGUGGAUAUCAGUAAAUAACUUAAGUUUGCCUUGACCAAUUUUGGUGAACAAUUUUAUACAUCAUGCUUGAAUUGAGACCUUGCUAGGGCUUGUCUUUUGGCUAGUCAGGUAAAGGGGAAGGCAAAUGUUAAUAAGAUGUAAAAAUGUUCCUGUUUAAUAACUUGUGCUCGGUUUGAGGUAUUGCUAAAUAAUUAUUCCAUUGUUGAAAAACUGGUAUCUAGCUAUUGCCAUGUUGGUGUGUAAAUAAAUCAAUGCUUUAUUCACUUCCAUCAUAUUGCAAACGCUUAAUACUGGCAACAUUGAGAUUUAAGUCAGAUAUUUAUUUUGUUUCCAAGGUAUUGAACAAGAUGUGUUUAGUGUGUUUAGCUCACUUUAGCACAAAGUGCUCAUUGGGAUCUCGUUGGAUACCUUAUUGUCUAUCAUUUUGUGGACCCUUUUUUCGAACGACCUGGCAUAUUUUAAUGAAACUUUACAGAAAUGAUCCUUGGAUUACCCUCUUUCAAAGUUGUUCAAAGAAUUGUGUGUUUUACAUUUCUUAUUAAAAUAGAUACAUGUAUUUUAAAUGAAAACUUCAAAAAGCUUAUGGGUAACAUUGGUAAGAGCUAUAACAUUUGGCUUGGAAAAUCUGCAAGUGGUCCUUUCUUUUGUUGAAAUAAUUAUGUUUGUUUCAAAAUGUUCACAAACCCCCCAGAGUCAUAAGAUUGAUAUAAACUUGUAUAGCUAAAUGACUAAUCAAAUACAACAAGGCCAAGAAUUGGAAUAGUUGGCAUGUAACAUCUUUACCACGUUUGUUAAAAUUAAGCCCCUUAGGUUACCAGUAUUUCCCUUUGUUGUAUAUAGUGAGCACUUCAAAAUCUUCUGUAAAAUAGGAGAGCCCAGAGUUGCAAUAUUUGGGAUGUACCAUUUUAUGGCGGUCCACUACCAAGUUUGUUCAAAUUAUUCUCCUGGAUUUGAUAUUGGCCCCACCCUAUAGCGAUCACAUUUCCCUUAUUUUUAAAUAUUGAAUAUAAAUAUUGAACACUUACAAGAUCUUCUCUGAAACAAAUAGGUUCAGUAUUUGCCAUUAAAAUCAUAUUGUGGUUCUUGACACAAAACUGCUCCCUCCUCUUGUUUCCAUUAUAUGUAUACAUGUAUAGUGAAAAUCUGCACACAAAAAUAUCCUCUGAUAUCAGAAGGCACGGAGAAGUUUGUUAAAAUCAUGCCCAAGGGGCUAAAAUUGGCCAUGCCAUGGGGAUUACUUGUUCCCUUAAAUGUAAUUGAAAUUUGUCAUAUAUCAUCUUGGGGUAGCCCUCUACAAAGUUGACUUAAAUAGUUCACGUGGGGCCUAAAUUGGCCCCACCCUUGUUUUUAUAACAUAAUUGCCAAGUUUGAAAGUUUUUGUGGCGCGUCAAAAACAUGGCAAUGCCGGAAUGCAAGUUUCGUUAUAUGGCUACAGUGAAACAUUGUAAACACUAGACGUACCUUUUUGUCCAAUGUUCAUGAAAGAUGCUUAGAUUUUUUUUUCAGCCAACUACGAAAAUGGUUUAUGAAACAUCAGAGAAUAAGCUUUGAACAGUUCAGUUUACCCCUAAGUUUAGGGCGAGCAACCUUAGGCGAAUUACGUUGUUUAUUUAUAUAUUUGGAUAUUUUUGUCAGUGUUUAUAAGCUUGUUGUAAAGAAUUAUGUAGUGUUGUAUUGUUUUUCAUUAUAUUAUUGUUUACAGUCUAUAUUGAAAUAUUGUCAUAAGCGCAACUCUGAUAAAUGUAAGAGUGUCAUGUACAUUCAAGUUGAUUGAGUCAUAAUAAAAUCACAUUAAAACAGGA